Pseudo-nitzschia multistriata is the source of this 1433-nucleotide messenger RNA. NCBI's taxonomy places the organism in Eukaryota, Bacillariophyta, Bacillariophyceae, Bacillariales, Bacillariaceae. The record is from the annotation of a GenBank genome assembly.
CAACUAUUUAUUCCUCCUGGGAGUAUUGUAUUCACAAAGCAAAUCUGUCGACCGCGUCUUUCUCUCGGGAACUGGAAAAUGAGACAUGGACGGGCCAAGGCCGCCCGCAAAACCCUGCGAUACUUCGAGCGAGCGGUAAACCUGAAGAGCAGACCCUAUUAUUCGGUCUUGCUCGACGCCACCUUUUUGAUCGCAAUGGUUCGAAUGACGACGGGCGAGGGUGCGGAAUCGUCGGGGGCACAGUGUGGCGGAAGCMCUAUUGUUUCCAGAAUCGAACGGGUGCUGCAGGUGAACCAUCAAAGCGGGGGUUCUGCUUCGUCGAGGGACGACCGAUUGGGGAAUUUCCACGACAGCAACGGCAGUAACCACAACAAUACCAAUGCAGAUUCCGAUCGCAACCACUCGCACUCGCCCCACUACCAUUCCAACCACUACGGCGUGCGAUUUUUUGUUCCACAAGAAGCCGUCGAGGAACUCGAAACGAUCGUUCGGACCUUUCACGAUCGAUCCGAAACGACCAAGAAGAAAAAGAAAAAGGCCCAGUACGAAGCCAAAUCCAGGGUAUUUCGAGACGCCCUCGACUGGAUCCAUCGGAACGGUGGUAAGAAAAAAAGUUCCAGCCACGGCCACCGUGGAGGGGGCMGGUGCGAGGUCCUACCAAAGCUGGAACCACUCGUCAAAACGAACGCGAAAGCGAAAAAGACCCCCCAACACAAGCCAACGGAAGCAACCAACAACACCGGCGACGAAACCGAUCAAGCAAUGGAUCCAGAACAAGAAGAAGCCGACCCAAUUGCGGCUUCGGAAGCCGUGCGGCGUCACAUCGCACGAGACGACGGGCGCGAAGACAGCAACGGCAACACGAUUCAAAACAACAACAGCGUUUCCCGAACCUACAUCGUCGCCAGCCAGGAAGAGGASCUGCUGGACGAUCUCCGCACGCUUGGRACGGUUCCGAUCCUGCGCUGUGCGAAUAACGCCUCGGUCCUGAUCCUGGAAAAUCCCAGCAAAAAGGGACAGAAGCACCAAACGCUGAAGGAAUCCUCCAAGUGGAAGGGCUCCCUGCAGCACCCCGCCGAAAGGGCCCUGGUGGACGCGGCGUGGAAGGCCGAAAAGGCAAGGAAGCACGGCCUGAAGACCAGAGUCCUGGGCGGAAGCGGAAACAGCGAACGCGAACCAGCGAGGGGCGCCGGCAAGGCCAAGGGGCCGAACCCGCUGAGCUGCAAAAAGCGCAAGCAGAGUGACACAGCCAGUGGCGGGGUGAGCAAGAGCAAGAAGAGAAGGGAGCGCGCCCAGCGAAACAAGGCCGCCGCGGAAGGAGACGAACACCAAUAGUUUUGAUAGCUUACUAUAGAAAMCCAGCCGAUACCGAUGCCAAGUGGGUACAUGCCCGUCGUCGAAACAGAAGCAUCGAAUAUAAUAAAAUAACAUAG